Anoplopoma fimbria (sablefish) is the source of this 1472-nucleotide messenger RNA. It is a transcript of the gene rtn4ip1, whose product is annotated as reticulon 4 interacting protein 1. The coding region runs from base 93 to 1310 and encodes 405 amino acids. Gene Ontology annotation, molecular function: oxidoreductase activity. The record is from RefSeq and is a predicted model, not a curated record. Gene Ontology annotation, cellular component: mitochondrion. Lineage: Eukaryota; Metazoa; Chordata; Actinopteri; Perciformes; Anoplopomatidae. The transcript is spliced from 9 exons.
CUGAAAGGCGGAGGGGCUGAAGUGGAACAUGGAGGGAGAGGACAUGGGACAUAACACGUUUACUGCAAUAUCAGUGAUUUAAGAGUUGGAAGAUGAGCUAUUUGAGACACUUGGUGCACAGCAGGUGCUUGCUAAGGCGAAGUCCAUUCACUAGUGUGAGCACACCGGUCUGCUGCCACGGGAGUCAGCCCAGCCUGUUCAGCACGACCAGAAGCAGCCUGACGGUGAUGCCAGCCUGGGUCAUUGAUGCAUAUGGAGGCAAUGACGCGCUGCGCUUCACCAGGAAUGCCAGCUUCCCCGUCAUCAACUACCCCAAUGAGGUCAUCGUCAGAGUGCACGCAGCGGGACUGAACCCGCUUGACGUCAGCAUGAGAGGUGGCUACGGCGCCGCCACCCUGUCUAUGAAGAGAGACCCUCUGCAUAUCAAGCAGUCGGGCAGCGAGUUCCCUCUCAUCCUGGGCAGAGAUGUGUCCGGAGUCAUCAUGGAGUGUGGCCUGGAUGUGAAGUACUUCAAAGAAAGGGAUGAGGUGUGGGCGGCCAUCCCACCUUGGAAGCAGGGCAGCUUGGCUGAGUUCGUGGUGCUGAGUGCCAACGAGGUAUCCCACAAACCAAAGUCACUGAGUCACAUAGAGGCAGCAGCCGUUCCCUAUGUGGCAACCACAGCCUGGUCGGCACUGGUCAACACCGGUGGGCUCAGUGAGGUCAACUGUGCCAAGAAGCGGAUAUUGAUCCUCGGAGGGUCUGGGGGAGUGGGAACAUUUGCUAUACAGAUGCUAAAGGCUUGGGGAGCCCACGUGACCGUUACCUGCUCCCAGAAUGCAGAGCGGUUUGUGAGGGGCCUGGGGGCGGACCACGUGGUGGACUACACCGCCGGGCGUGUCGAGGAGCCGCUCAGUGCGCUGGAGAAAUUUGACCUGAUCCUGGAUAACGUUGGAGGGGACACGGAGCGCUGGGCGCUGAAUCUGCUUAAGCCUUGGUGUGGCGCCAAGUAUGUCACCCUUGUCACACCGUUCCUCCAGAACACCGACCAGCUGGGCAUUGCUGACGGCAUGAUGCAGACUGCUGCCACGGUGGCCACCAAAGCACUCAAGCACCUACUCAAAGGAGUUCACUACCGAUGGGGGUUCUUUGCACCUAGCGGUCCUGCCUUGGAUGAAAUAAGGGAAAUGGUAGAUGCAGGACAGAUACGGGCUGUGGUGGAGGAGACUUUCAGCUUUUCCCAGGUUCCUCAGGCCUUCGACAAGAUGGAUAAAGGUCACGCACGCGGAAAGACUGUGGUGCAGAUCAGUGAAGGGGGAGAUGACUUAUAGCACUGCCUGUAGAGACUCUGUACAUCUUUAUGUACACCCGUGAAAGUGAAUUAAAGCUUAUUGUAUCCACAGGUGCAAACGAGGUACGAGAACAGGGUUAUUGUUUCUUAUUAUUGUUUUUGGGGUUUAUCAUUUUUUUACUGGCUGGAAAAAUAAAAUAAU